AUGGCAUACAUUUACAUUCCAUGGCUCUUGUUCUCUCAAAUCCUCCUGCAAGUAGCAAAACAUGAGGCUAAGGUUCCGGCCAUUAUUGUCUUCGGAGACUCGACCGUGGAUUCUGGAAACAACAACCGGAUUUCGACACUUUUGAAGAGCAACUUCAGGCCAUAUGGGCGCGACUUUGCUGGGGGUCAACCCACAGGCAGGUUCUGCAAUGGUCGUGUUCCUCCGGAUUUCAUUUCUGAUGCUUUUGGACUUAAACCAUUCGUCCCGGCUUACUUGGAUCCCAACUAUGGGAUUUCGGAUUUUGUCACUGGUGUUUGCUUUGCUUCUGCUGGAACUGGCUAUGACAAUGCAACCUCUGAUGUACUAAAUGUGAUACCUCUAUGGAAAGAAGUGGAGUACUACAAGGAAUACCAGGCCAAAUUGAGAGCCCAUGUUGGCCAUGACAAGGCAACAGAAAUUUUGGGAGAAGCUUUGUAUGUUAUAAGCUUGGGAACCAAUGAUUUCCUGGAGAACUACUACUUGCUACCCCGCCGGCAAGUCCAAUAUACAGUCCAGCAGUACCAGGACUUCCUCGUCGGACUAGCCGAAAACUUCAUGAGGGAGCUUUACAGUCUUGGAGUCACGAAGAUUUCCCUAUCUGGGCUCCCUCCCAUGGGGUGCUUGCCCUUAGAGAGAGCCACAAAUUUCAUAGGUCACCAUGAUUGUGUGGAGGAGUACAACAAUGUGGCUGUGGAGUUUAAUGUGAAGUUGAACAACAUGGUGGCAAAGCUUAACACAGAGCUUCCGGGAUAUAGAGUUCUGUUUACGGAGAAGGUUUAUCAGUUCGUCUAUCAAAUGAUCAGAACACCUUCCCAGUUCGGGUUUGAGGUUACUGAAGUGGCAUGUUGUUCUACUGGAACAUUCGAGAUGAGUUACCUCUGUAGUGAAUCAAAUCCAUAUACAUGCAAAGACGCAAACAAGUAUAUGUUCUGGGAUGCCUUCCAUCCUACAGAAAAAACAAAUAAGAUAGUCUCCGACUUUUUAAUUCCAGAUCUUCUGGCAUUCUUCAAUUGA
Fragaria vesca subsp. vesca is the source of this 1053-nucleotide messenger RNA. RefSeq names its product GDSL esterase/lipase At2g04570-like. The record is from RefSeq and is a predicted model, not a curated record. Gene Ontology annotation, molecular function: hydrolase activity, acting on ester bonds. The transcript is spliced from 3 exons. Lineage: Eukaryota; Viridiplantae; Streptophyta; Magnoliopsida; Rosales; Rosaceae. The coding region runs from base 1 to 1053 and encodes 350 amino acids.